This is a messenger RNA of Thunnus maccoyii (southern bluefin tuna), 1444 nucleotides long. RefSeq names its product aminoadipate-semialdehyde dehydrogenase-phosphopantetheinyl transferase (gene aasdhppt). Gene Ontology annotation, cellular component: cytosol. The coding region runs from base 198 to 1139 and encodes 313 amino acids. The record is from RefSeq and is a predicted model, not a curated record. Gene Ontology annotation, molecular function: magnesium ion binding; holo-[acyl-carrier-protein] synthase activity. Lineage: Eukaryota; Metazoa; Chordata; Actinopteri; Scombriformes; Scombridae. The transcript is spliced from 7 exons.
UCUUCCGGAUAUGUGAGCCGCUGUCCAAAUCCAAAAAUGUAAACAGAGAGACUACUGAGUAGUUUUAUCAGCAGUCUUCUCGCAUACAGCCGCUGCGAAAACCCUGAAUGUCUCAAAUAUCACGUUUCCAGUUUAGCUGUCGGUUACGUCAGUUCAUUAACAACUUAUGAGCAGUCUGAAGUUGUGGAGGAGUCCGGAUGACAGGUGAGGAGGAUACAGGUGAAGACAUGGGCUCUGUUCGCUGGGCUUUUCGCUGUGGGUCGUGGAUACCGAGCAGGUCCGACUGGCUGUUCGCUGCUCGAUGUGUCCAGCCGGAGGAAAAAGACAGAAUCGGACAGUUUGUGUUCGCAAAAGAUGCUAAAUCAGCCAUGGCUGGCAGGUUGCUGCUGAGGAGGUUUGUGUGUGAGAGGAUGCAGAUUCCCUGGUCAGAGAUCCGACUGGGCCGAUCUCCCAGAGGGAAGCCUUACCUGGCAGCACCGCUGAAGGUCCAUUCAGAUUCAGGCCCUGAGCUCCGGGCCUGGAGUUUCAACCUCUCCCACCAGGGGGACUAUGCUGUGCUCGCUGCAGAGCAGGGGAUGCAGGUCGGCAUAGAUAUAAUGAAGACCACCAUGCCAGGUACCAGCUCUGUGCCCGAGUUUUUCCGCAUCAUGACUCGUCAGUUUACAGCGUACGAGUGGAGCGUCAUCCAAUCAGCCGACUCGGAGCACCGGCAGCUUGCCGCUUUCUACCGCCACUGGGCCCUUAAGGAGAGCUUCAUCAAAGCCAUCGGCACGGGGCUGGGCUUCAACCUGCAGAGGGUGGAGUUUCAUCUGCCCUCUGAACCGCUAACACAGGGCCGGACACUGCGCCAGACCAAGAUGCAUCUAGAUGAAGAGGAACAAGAGGACUGGAUAUUUGAAGAGAGCUUGCUGGACGCUGAUCAUCAUGUUGCUGUGGCACUUGGACAAGCAGGCUCUGCACAUCUUCCUUCACCUCUUCCUCCUCCCACCACUUUCACGCUGCUGUCGUUCAGCGACCUCAUCGCCUCGGCCUCGCCUUUGACAGAGGAAGACCCCGCCUACUGGGACAGCUUCAAAAUGAAGACUGAAGCACCAAAGAGACAGAGAGAUACACACACAUCCACACCUGUCUCACACUGACACAUAAUACCUACACACACACACACAAACACCUUUCAGAAGUGCCAGAAAAAGAGACACAUGUACUGACACUGAAGCUGCUUUCUUAUUCAACACAAGUCCAGUCAAGUUUAUUUAUAAAACCCAAAAUCACAGGUUUGUCUCAGAGGACCUAAGAAACUAUACAGCAUAAGACACCAACUAUACUUAGAUACAUGUACUGUAUGUUCAGAGAAAGAAAAACUUAACUUUCUGUGGUGAACUGUAUGAAACUGCCUUUUAUAAAUAAAAAACCUAGUAUUAGCAGAUUAUGUCAUUUCAGGACA